ACAGUACCAGGGGCGGACUGACCAUUUGGAAACUCGGCCACUGCCCGAGCGCCCGGGGUCAGUAGGGGGCCCCAUGAGAUGCCCCUGGUACCUUUUUCAUAGGCUUUUUUGCGUUUGGGCAAGGACACAGGGGCCCCAUGAUCCCCUAUUGCCCGGGGGCCCCAUGAGUUGUCAGUCCGCCCCUGCACAGUACAAUAAAAUGGUGGCUGGUUGACUGUGAUCUACCCAUCAAUGAUGGCUAUCUGGCACAGAGACUGCAACCCCGCCUGUCACCUCUCACAUUAGAGCGGCAAUC
Staurois parvus is the source of this 295-nucleotide messenger RNA. Lineage: Eukaryota; Metazoa; Chordata; Amphibia; Anura; Ranidae. The record is from the annotation of a GenBank genome assembly.